GAAACACCUCUUCAAAGGAAUAAAGGAAAUUUAAUAACAAAAAGUUGUGAGAGUGAAAGAGAAAAUGGGUUCAUAUACCUUCUUCUCUUCCAUUCUCUAUUUUUUCCUCUUAGCUACAUUGGUCACAUCUUCUCCAUUCCUAUCAUAUGACAUAUUUGAUUCUGGUGCAUCCACGGGUCGUUCCCUCUUACAAACUAAGAAAGCUUGCACGGUUGAUUUUGAGAACAAGAACUUCACAAUCCUAACAAGUCAAUGUAAAGGACCACAAUACCGUCCAAAGAUUUGUUGUGAUGCAUUAAAAGAAUUUGCUUGUCCAUUUGCUGAUAACAUUAAUGACAUGACAACAAAUUGUGCUGAAGUUAUGUUUAGUUACAUAAAUCUUUAUGGAAAAUACCCACCUGGAUUAUUUGCUAAUGAGUGCAAAGAAGGACAAUUAGGUCUUGAAUGUUCAGAUGUUAAGAAUAGUACUUCUAGUAGUGUUCUUGUGGCUGCUCCUCACUCCAUGACAAUGGUUUCAAUUAUUGGUUUUGUUGGAUUUGUUUUCCAUUUGUUUUGAAGACAAAAAAUGUGAAGAAAGAAAAAGAUUUAUUGUAAAAGUGUGAGUGAGAUGCACCUUUCAUGUGUGAUGGUGGAGAAUUUUCAUUUUAAGA
Molecule: messenger RNA, 650 nt
Organism: Lathyrus oleraceus (garden pea)
Lineage: Eukaryota; Viridiplantae; Streptophyta; Magnoliopsida; Fabales; Fabaceae
Product: GPI-anchored protein LLG1
Exons: 3
Coding region: 65-556 (163 amino acids)
Source: RefSeq, a predicted model, not a curated record